CGAGUGAUUGGCGAGCGGAGGCAUUUCCUUCCGGCGGGAAGGUUCCCGGAAACGUGGACUUGGGGCGGAGUUUGGAUGUUCUUACCGGGUUGGGCGGGCCCUGUCUGGGAGGGGUCUGUGAGAGAGCCCUGGGUCCCCCCGCCCGAUGAGGAGAUGGAUGAGGAUGGGCUUCCUCUCAUGGGGUCGGGCAUAGACCUGACCAAGGUGCCAGCUAUUCAACAGAAAAGAACGGUGGCGUUUCUUAACCAAUUUGUGGUGCACACAGUACAGUUCCUCAACCACUUUUCUACUGUUUGUGAGGAGAAACUGGCAGACCUUUCUCUUCGUAUCCAACAAAUCGAAACAACUCUCAAUAUUUUAGAUGCAAAGUUGUCAUCUAUUCCAGGACUAGAUGAUGUCACAUUUGAAGUAUCUCCUGUAAGUGUCAGUACUAUCACAAAUGGACCACAAUCUAAAGCCACUUCAGAUCAAUCACAGCAGAACAGUAUACAAGACUCUGGACCACAGGAAAUUGAAGUAGCAGCAGAAAAUAUCUUAACUGUAGCCAAGGAUCCAAGAUAUGCCAGAUAUCUCAAAAUGGUUCAAGUG
Orycteropus afer afer is the source of this 588-nucleotide messenger RNA. It is a transcript of the gene WASHC3, whose product is annotated as WASH complex subunit 3. Gene Ontology annotation, biological process: actin filament polymerization; exocytosis. Gene Ontology annotation, cellular component: WASH complex. The record is from RefSeq and is a predicted model, not a curated record. Lineage: Eukaryota; Metazoa; Chordata; Mammalia; Tubulidentata; Orycteropodidae.